UAGUUCAGGACAGAAACAGACACACCACGUAGGCGAAUGGCGCGACUCUCCUGAGCACUGGAGCAACAUCUUCUACUGCCCCCGGGUCAUGUCUGUCUAUUCUGAACUCUGCCAUAGAUGUUAAGAGUGGGAUGAUAAUGCAACUCUGUGGGUCCUGAGCUGAAACUCUGUAGCUGCUGCUGAAGUCUUGCUAUCACUUUAGCUCUCACUCAGAGCUCUACCUGAAUCUUACCUCUUGAGGUUACCCGAGUCCACCCACCUCAAAAUACCACCCCAUGAGGCACUAAGGAGAGCCAUUCUGGUUACCAUAUCUGGUCAUGGCUCCUCUUCUACUCUUCCACCUCCUCCUCCUUCUCCUUCACUCUCCACAGGUUUGUGCGGGUGAAGGUACUCAAAAGAACAGCAACAGUAGUGCAGAUGGCACCAAAAGAUCCUGUUCUGAGAAAGUCAAAUGUCAACCAGGGAUUUUACUACCUGUGUGGUUGCCGCAUGACCCCUCACUGGCAAUGCAGGCACUAAGAGCAGUGAUCUACUUUGCAUUUCUUCUCUACAUGUUCCUGGGUGUGUCCAUCAUUGCUGAUCGCUUCAUGGCUGCCAUCGAGGUCAUCACCUCACAGGAGAAGGAGGUUACUGUUACAGGUGCAAAUGGGGAAAAGACAGUCAUGAAAAUAAGAAUCUGGAAUGAAACUAUCUCCAACCUCACUCUGAUGGCUCUGGGUUCAUCAGCCCCUGAGAUCCUGCUGUCAAUAAUAGAGGUUUGUGGACAUGGCUUUGAGUCAGGAGAACUGGGUCCCGGCACCAUAGUCGGCAGUGCAGCAUUUAACAUGUUUGUGAUAAUCGGAGUGUGUGUGUGGGUGAUACCUGAUGGAGAGGUGAGGAAGAUUAAACAUCUCAGAGUCUUCUUUAUUACUGCAUUCUGGAGCAUCUUCGCUUAUAUCUGGCUCUACCUCAUCAUUGCAGUCAUAAGCCCUGGCAUUGUACAGGUCUGGGAGGCUCUGGUCACUCUUUUCUACUUUCCUGUGUGUGUGAUAAUGGCCUGGAUUGCUGACCGGCGCCUGCUCUUUUACAAGUACUUGCACAAGCGUUACCGUGCCAAUAAACAUCAUGGUAUCAUUGUGGAGAUGGAGGGUGACCUAGCACCCAGAGGCAUUGAUGUCAUCAUGGGAGAAAAAUAUCAAAACCGCACCACUAGUGUCAAUAUGGAGAAAAUCAAAGAACCCGAACAGGAUAGAGAAGAGGUGAUCCGCAUGCUUAAAGAACUGAGAGAGAAGCAUCCAGAUAAAGACCUGGAUCAGCUGAUUGAGAUGGCAAACUACACCACCAUGAAGAAACAGCAUAAGAGCCGGGCCUUUUACCGGGUGCAGGCAACACGCAUGAUGAUCGGUGCAGGCAACGUACUAAAGAAACAUGCAGCAGCUGAACAGGCAAAACGAGCAGCUGGAGAUUCAGCUGAGAAUGACCUGGCCACCUGUUCUCACAUCAUUUUUGAGCAAGCACAGUAUCAGUGCAGUGAGAACUGUGGGAGCAUCAGUUUAUGGGUCUGCUUACAGGGGGGAACCGGCACCAGAACCUUCCACGUCGAUUACAGGACAGAGAAUGGGUCAGCCAGUUCUGGGGAAGAUUAUGAGUAUUGUGAGGGAACGAUCGUAUUUCAGCCUGGAGAGACACGCAAAGAAAUAAAGGUAGGCAUUAUUGAUGAUGAUGUGUUUGAGGAAGAUGAACACUUCUUUGUGCGUCUCUCAAACCUGAGAGAGUGUGAGGACGGGACCAACACUGAUGGUGCCCGACUGGUUGAACCCUUCGUAACCACCAUAACUAUUUUGGAUGAUGACCAUGCGGGAGUCUUCGCAUUUAGUCAGCGGGAGCUCUGCGUGGGUGAAUGUUCAGGUGUGGUAGAGGUGCCUGUGAACCGGACAUCAGGUGUGCGUGGGACUGUGAUGAUUCCAUAUCACACAGAGGACGGUUCUGCGCGUCAAGGUGUUGACUAUGAACACACACAAGGAGAGCUAGAAUUUACAAAUGAGCAGACUAGGAAGGCACUACAGGUGCGCAUCAUAAACAUGCAGGAAUAUGAGAAGCAAGAAAAUUUCUACGUUGUCCUUGAAGAACCCAAAUGGCUCAAGAGAGGCAUCUCAGCCACCCCUGGUCCGGAAGUGGAGGAGGCCAGACAUAUAGCAGAGAAAGGAAAGCCCAUACUGGGAGAACACAGCAAGUUAGAGGUUAUUAUAGAGGAGAGCAUGGCUUUCAAGGUCCGACAAGGAAUGGCCCCUAAUGGAGUCUUAGAUGCGGUAGUAGACCACUUGCCUCAGUGUGAAAAUACAGUAGACCGCCUAUUGAAGGAUACCAAUCUUGCUGACGUAAUUGGCACACACUCCUGGAGAGAACAGUUCAUUGAGGCUGUAACAGUGAGUGCAGGAGAAGGUGAUGAGGAAGGAGGGGAGCCACGGCAACCAUCGUGCUGUGAUUAUUUAAUGCACGCGGUUACAGUGUUCUGGAAGAUUCUGUUUGCAUUCAUUCCACCCACAGAAUACUGGAAUGGUUGGGUUUGCUUUGUUGUGUCCAUUCUGGCCAUUGGGCUGCUAACCGCCGUCAUUGGAGAUUUGGCAUCUCAUUUCGGCUGCACGGUGGGCCUCCGUGACACAGUCACUGCUGUAGUGUUCGUUGCCUUAGGAACCUCCAUACCAGAUACAUUUGCAAGUAAGGUCGCUGCUACACAGGAUCAGUAUGCAGAUGCUUCGGUUGGAAAUGUAACUGGUAGCAACUCUGUUAAUGUUUUCCUGGGGAUUGGUGUGGCCUGGUCCAUUUCAGCCAUUUACUGGGAGGUCAAAGGUCAGGUGUUUCAUGUAGAGCCCGGCUCACUUGCAUUCUCUGUCACACUCUUCACCAUCUUCGCCUUCAUCAACAUCGGCGUGCUCAUGCUACGACGGCGGCCAUCGGUGGGCGGAGAGCUGGGCGGGCCCAAAACGAUAAAGGUUCUGACUUCACUGUUGUUCCUCAGUUUGUGGUUUCUCUACAUCACAUUCUCCAGCCUAGAGGCCUACUGUCACAUCACCGGCUUCUGAGGAUGGACAGACAAAGACUAAACAAUCAGACUCAAACACAGAUAAACAAACACUUACACUUAUGGCAUUCAGAUUAAAUGAGAGAAAAUGCACAGUGUAUUGUAUAUUCCAUGGUAAUAUGUACAUAAAGGAGAUAUCACAUUCUGUAUAAACAAAUAUACCUGAAAUGACUGCACUGCUAUACAGCUGUUGUUUGGCUUCAAAGCACAUUAGAGGUAUUAUGAACUUUUGACACCACCAGACCCUCAGCGUCAUGGAGCACUUUAAACAAACUGCAAGAUGUAGCACUUUUUUUGACAGAAAUCUGAUGUCAUUUUAUAUGCUGACUCAUGACCAGUAACUGAUGUUUCUGUGAAGAGAUGCUAUCCCUCUCUCUCUGAGAGAAAAUGCACUUAUGGGACUUCAUAGAAAUGACCAAAAACUCUUUGACAAGUGAAAGUGAUCUUCUAUUGCUAGUUUCACUUAAGGAUCAUGUCAGUAUGGGACCUACCUGGUAAAGCUGAUCAAAUAAAUUAAGUAUGUGAUAAUUAUCAUUAUCAUGAUAAUUCACAUUCAUAUAUUUACCCAGAUAAUGAGUCUAUGUUGUAGCCUGUCACCUCAUCGAUUUACUCAAAUGUAUUAUUUCAGCAGUUAAAUUUAAGUAAAA
Carassius carassius (crucian carp) is the source of this 3708-nucleotide messenger RNA. Its product is annotated as sodium/calcium exchanger 2-like. Gene Ontology annotation, molecular function: calcium:sodium antiporter activity. The transcript has 14 exons. Gene Ontology annotation, cellular component: postsynapse; axon; sarcolemma. Gene Ontology annotation, biological process: cell communication; calcium ion import across plasma membrane; sodium ion transmembrane transport. NCBI's taxonomy places the organism in Eukaryota, Metazoa, Chordata, Actinopteri, Cypriniformes, Cyprinidae. The record is from RefSeq and is a predicted model, not a curated record. The coding region runs from base 318 to 3062 and encodes 914 amino acids.